Molecule: messenger RNA, 1236 nt
Organism: Thrips palmi
Lineage: Eukaryota; Metazoa; Arthropoda; Insecta; Thysanoptera; Thripidae
Product: mucin-19-like
Exons: 3
Coding region: 384-1097 (237 amino acids)
Source: RefSeq, a predicted model, not a curated record
GGUACGGGAGCGAGAGAGACCGGCCGUCGGGCCCUCCGGCUCGGAAUCGGUCUGCAGAAUCCAGUCUCAGUGCGACUCCGGUGCGACAUCUAGCGGUAGGAGCCCGCCGCCGCCCCACGCAGCGCGGCUCUGGCCGGCGUGGUUCUGACUGCUCUCCACGGAGCGAGUGGCGGCAGUGUUUCUCUGCCCACCGUGCCGCCGCCGCCUCCGAGAGUCGCGAGUCCUUGCUGCCCUUACCCGCCUUGCCGAGGACGAGGGCGGUGCAGCGGCCGAGGUCCUGCUCCUGGUCCCGCCCCCCGUGCGCGUGGACGCCAUCCCCGUCAACCCCGAAGACGACUCCGCACAACCACCACCACCGCUGCGGUCUGGAGGCGAGCCUGGAGAUGCUGCGUUCCACGGGUUCCACGGCGGUCGCCGUCCUCGUCGCGGUCCUGCUGGCGGCCUCGGUGCAGGGCGUCCCGGAGCAGCAGGCGCCGAGCCCCGCAGGAAAAGCGCCGUUCUCGUUCGGCCCCACCUACGACGAGAUCGUGGUGGAGACCCAGCUGGCCGUGCGGCCCAAGGUGUCGAGCGCGGGGCUGAGCCUGCGGUCGGGGCGCGCCAAGGCGCCCAAGGCCGUGUACUUCCGGCCCAACGCCACGGCCUCGGGCGCCGAGGUCCGUCACAUCACCCCCCUCGUGGCCUCGGCCUCGACGACCACCCCCAGCGACGGCAUCUCCUUCGCGGCGCGCGUCGUGAGCGAGGAGAACCCGCUGGCGGUGGAGCGCGCCAGGAAAGCGGCGGCGGCGGCCCGCGCGCGGAGGGAGUCCAACAAGUCCACGUCGAGCUUCAGCAGCAGCAGCCACAGCUUCCGGUCCAGCAGCAGCGGCGGCGGCUCCGGCCCCGCGGGCGCGGCCAGCUCGGCCCCAGCGCCCCCGGCGGCACCGCCCAGCACCAGCAGCCACAGCAGUGGCAGCUCCAGCCGCACCUACACGCGGCAGCUGGCCGACGGCCGCACCGUCACUGUCACCGAGACCGACGAGUUCCACGCCUCCCUGGGCCCCGACACCAAGGCCCCCACCGCAUCCAGGCUGCUCACCGUGCUUGUGGGCAGCCAGUGAGCAUGCCGUCGGGCCGAGCCUACGAGGCAGGCAGGCCCGCCGAGCCGUGGUGCGAUGCUUGGCUGCCUGUCCACUUGUGUACAUUUCAAAUCUAUUUAAGAAUGCUGUUAAAAUAAAGUUGUUGUUCCCUCUGUCCUUG